GUUCCUCAUAGCUAGCCAUGUCAUACAAUUACAUAUUUAACAAACAGUCGGUAAACAUGGCGUAAUCGAGUUUUUGUUUCAAUAUAUCACAGGGUGCUUGGUCUUUGUUAGAGCAGGAAGAUAAAUGCUUACCAUUCGCCGAAAGCAUUCGCUCUUCAAACGAACAAAAUGAAGGAGAGUUAAACAAAGUGAAAAGCAUCAAAAGACAGUCCAAGAAAGAGAACAAACCCAGGGAAAGACGUUUCACUUUAGUCAGUGGAGGCUGCGAAGUGAUUAAAGUAACUCGGGAAGUUUUCUUUAAAUAUUCGGACACUGUAACUCUUGAUAAACUCAAACAAUUGACUGCUACGUAUCCCGAGGAUACCAUUUUAUGCCAGACAUAUCUCCAGCAUAGCGACUGGCGAACUUACAGAGAGGAGAUUGUUGACAAUGUUGUUGUUCGACACAUAGCGCGCUUGGAAACGGCAAAAGGAUCAGCGCGCUCACAUAAAGUCAGGUCGUCUCCAGUUCCCUCACCCCUGUGCUCGAUGAAGAUGUGGCAGCCGGUUAAUUCCAAGUGGGAGUAUUUUCCAGACACGGGGUGGGUGCCGGGAUAUGUGACGCGACCAGCUGUUGAAGGUAGGUAAUGAACGCUUGGUGGAUAUGUGGUUAAGCAUUGAAUGUGCGACAACUAGUCGGAAAAAGAGGGAACAAUUUCUAGUGGGUGUACUACCGUUGCAAGGGCCGACGAAAUUUUACUGAACAAGUUGAAGUCUAAGAAAUUCAACUUAACAUUUCAGUUCCAGAUGAAAAGUCUUUUUAAAAAUAAACUUGCUGCACAUUUACAACUCGCUGAACAUUAUAUUAGGAACAUGUAUUAACAUAAGCUAAAACCAACCAGCGUGGCUCGGUCGCGUUAAAACACACCACUCCAAAGAAACUCGAAAUGCAAUAACAAUAUUGUCGAGUUCAUUUCUGAUAGUGCUUCAACGGAGUAAUUUGCGCUUUCUUAUCGGAAACAUCGAAUAAACACAAUAAUAGCAGAUUGCCAACAUUGUUCUUAACACUUUUCACGGUGGACAAAACACCAUCAGGUUCGAGGACAUUUGCGGUGGCUCGGUCCUCUAGGAACUUCCGGGUUAAGAACAAUAGGAAGCGAUUUUCACUGUUAUAUCCUUACAGGGGCAUUUGUUAUAUUUAUUUUUUGAUGACUUUCCACCUAAACGACGAGAGGUUUUUAUUGAGCUAAACCUGAUGGGGGACGUGUACUUAUCCGGCAAGUUUUUAGACAUAAUUCAUUUGAAAGCCAGCCAAACAAAGCGAAACUUACAAAACGACCAUCUUGGCUCCUCAAGGUCUAGGCAAACUGACCAAAAACUUUUUCAAAUUUUAAACAAUUUGUUGCAUUUAGCAAAGAAGCAAGGGCUGCUGUACACGGGCAAUUUUGGCGUUAUUUAUUACCAGCUCCACCACACCAAAGCAAUAGAGCAGGAUGAUCACACACAAUUGCUGUCAGCCGAAAACUAAAACGCCCCAAACAACGUAAUAGAUCGUAGUAAUAAAUUGCAUUUAUAACAAGAACGUGGCUGGGGAUCCUUUACUUCAAGUUAAAACAACGACUUAAUAGCAAGCAAGGCAAAAUAAACACACCCUAUUCGACGGUUCGAUAUAAUACACGCGGAUAUUUUGCUGCCUUGCGUAGUCCUAAAUAAAACACGAUUGAAACACGAGUCUCCUGAACUGACCUCAGCAGGAAUGUAAAAGAAUAUUGGGGCUUGCUAUAAGUGUCUUGGCUUUCUUCCAACAGUUGUCUGUACAAAACGCGUUUUAGUUUCAUUCCACAACUAUUUUUGAAACAGUUCCUCGUAUCCUUAAUGUACCUUCAAUUGUCUAGUUAACAAUUAUUCCACGAGCGCGCGUUGGAUAUGAGAUGGAUGGUAGCCAACGAGGCUCGUAGUGCGGAGUUGGCUUUUAUCAUGUCAUAUCCAACAAGCGCGAGUGGAAUAAUUGUUUUAUUAAAAACGUCCUAAAAUAUAGAAAACUAAACUAAAAUAAAAAUAAAAACGACCCAAAAAAUCACGCGUACGCUUGCCAUAUUUAGCUGUAUUUGAGUAAUGGCUCAUAACCCACGAUGGCUAAGCCAACAAAAACUCUCGAAUUGUAUUAUCCAAUGAUCCAGUCUUUAAUAAUUUUCCUUAUCCAUACGUUCUAUUGUUUUCUGUUGAAUAAAGUGGAACGCUUUAUCUUGUGGGUCUCCGUUAUGGGAUCAAAGAUACUGGCGCCACAAGAUCCUUGAGAAUUUUUAGCCAGAUCGUUGUCUUUACAUUGUGUUUGUGAAGGAAGCUUUAUUCCCACUCUGACUUUCCACUCAAAUGUAUAUAUGGUUCCAGUAAAUUGUUCAAGGGGUCCUUCAAAUCUGCCUUGAGCAUCUUUGUUUUUAGAGGGUAGUGGAAUGUUCUUUUCGCUUCACGGAACAGAAACCCGUUGUUAGACGCAGGAUGUGUGGGUUGUUUGACUUGUGAGAAAUGCUUUUUGUUUCGUUUCCGGCAAAUUCAGUCAGGAAGUACGCAACAGCCGUGUUAAAAUGACAUUAUGUAUAUCAUCGAACAUCUGGUCAGUGCAUUUUUGGAUUGUUGGCACCAAGGCAAAACCAAGCAGACGAAGUUCAUAAGAACUUGUCAAACUAUCCGAAGACUAUAUUGGAAGCAGUUACCAUGAAGCCAGUUUUCAGAGGAACUUUUGUGAUUAUUGCCAUACUGAUAUGUCUUGCUGUAUGAACACAUGGAGAUGGCAUCAGGACAACCACGAAUAGAACUUGAGCCGCUGAAAGAUAAAACAAGAAGUAAGAAGCUUCACUUUGGCCAAGGCAUAUUCAAUGGACUGCAAUGCUGUGUGUUAGAGGGUUACCCCUGCUAUGUCAACUCAGAUUGUUGCAUGAAGACCUGUAAACCCGUUUCCAGUGUUGCUUUAGUUACAAAGAUCUGUAACAGCAGUACUUCGACUGAAGAAUCUACAGACAGUACAAGAAGCAAACAGUCUCUCUUACCCGAGCUGAUCGACCUGCAACAGACUAAGAAGACAGAGAAGCUAAACUUGACUCGAGCGUAUUCAGUCACUGCAAACAUAUAGUACUGUCAAAUAAAAUACAUUGCACCGCAUAAAGUGUAAAUCUUUUGCCGGUUUUAAUACAAUAAAUUAUGUUGUGGCUGAACAAUAUCGUUAUCGUAGUAAAAUGACUUCAGUUAAGACUCACAGGAUGAGGUACACUGAAGUGGCCGUACACAAUCCACUGAAGAGGAAUCUAGAAAAAUGAAUUAGCAAAAAACCCAACACAAAACAUCAAGUCACUUGAAGUACGAGGGGCUUUCACUCUUAUUUAACACACACAAGCUAUCACAUUUAUACUUUCCAUUCACUGAAUGCUGUAAUACCGGCUAAACCCAAUAUACAAUUAGAUUAAAGACAAGUUCCCACCUAUUAUGGCUUUCUUAUGGUAACUUAUAACACCAACAAGAAGUGCGAAUUUCUGCUGACAGAUUAAUUGAAGUGAAAUCAAUCAAAACGAUCUGAGCACUCCUCUGACUAGAAGUGUUGCUGGGUGACAAAAUUAAAUCAAAAUGUUGAGAUUGCUCCUU
Messenger RNA from Orbicella faveolata, 3614 nucleotides. RefSeq lists its product as uncharacterized. The record is from RefSeq and is a predicted model, not a curated record. NCBI's taxonomy places the organism in Eukaryota, Metazoa, Cnidaria, Anthozoa, Scleractinia, Merulinidae.